Euleptes europaea (tarantolino) is the source of this 1977-nucleotide messenger RNA. RefSeq names its product tec protein tyrosine kinase (gene TEC). Gene Ontology annotation, molecular function: protein binding; ATP binding; non-membrane spanning protein tyrosine kinase activity. The record is from RefSeq and is a predicted model, not a curated record. NCBI's taxonomy places the organism in Eukaryota, Metazoa, Chordata, Lepidosauria, Squamata, Sphaerodactylidae. Gene Ontology annotation, biological process: B cell receptor signaling pathway; T cell receptor signaling pathway; adaptive immune response. The coding region runs from base 34 to 1920 and encodes 628 amino acids. The transcript is spliced from 17 exons.
AAUGGCUGGGGCAAGAUUGAGCAAGUGGCUGAAAUGAGUGUGAACGCUAUUCUAGAAGAGAUUCUGAUUAAAAGGUCACAACAGAAGAAGAGGACAUCUCCAUUAAAUUACAAAGAGAGACUUUUCGUGCUUACAAAAUCCAUGUUAACGUAUUAUGAAGGUCGACCAGAGAAAAAAUACAGAAAAGGUUCCAUUGAUAUUUUCAAAAUUAAAUGUGUGGAAAUUGUGAAGAGUGAUGGUGUUAUUCCCUGUCAAAAUAAAUAUCCAUUUCAGGUUGUGUACGAUAAUAGCACACUUUAUAUUUUUGCUCCCACUCCGUACAGCAGGGACCAGUGGGUACAGCAUUUGAAAGAAGAAAUAAAGAACAACAAUAAUAUAAUGGUUAAAUACCAUCCUAAAUUCUGGACUGAUGGUACCUACCAGUGUUGCAGACAAACAGAAAAGUUAGCACCUGGCUGUGAAAAAUAUAACUUCUUUGAAAAUGGUAAAAGGACAUUGCCUGCACCAGUACCAGACAAAAAUAAGUUUCCGAGGAGGCCCCCACCCCCGGUUCCCCCCGAAGAAGAGGAGGAAGACGAAGAAAUAGUAAUCGCCAUGUAUGACUUCCAGCCCACAGAAAGUCAUGACUUGAGACUAGAAAAAGGUGAAGAAUAUACAGUCAUUGAAAAAAACGACAUUCAUUGGUGGAAAGCUAGAGAUAAAUAUGGAAAUAUAGGAUAUAUUCCAAGCAACUAUGUAACAGGAAAAAAGUCCAAUGAUCUUGACCAGUAUGAGUGGUACUGUAGGAAUCUGAACAGAAGUAAAGCAGAACAGCUCCUCAGAAAUGAGGAUAAAGAAGGUGGUUUUGUGGUGAGGGACUCCAGUCAACCAGGUUUAUAUACAGUAUCGCUUUAUGCAAAAUUUGGAGGAGAAGGGUCGUCUGGAAUAAGACACUACCAUAUCAAAGACACAGUGACCUCACCGAAGCAAUACUACCUAGCAGAAAAGCAUCUCUUUGACUCCAUUCCAGAGUUAAUUGAGUACCAUAAACACAAUGCUGCAGGACUUGUGACAAGGCUACGAUAUCCGGUGACUCCAAAGAAGAAAGUCACACCAACCACUGCAGGAUUCAGUUAUGAGAAAUGGGAAAUCAAUCCUGCAGAGCUCACCUUUAUGAGAGAACUGGGCAGCGGCCUCUUUGGGGUCGUGCGUCUGGGCAAAUGGAGGGCACAGUAUAAAGUGGCCAUCAAAGCGAUCCGAGAAGGUGCAAUGUACGAGGAGGACUUCAUAGAGGAAGCUAAAGUCAUGAUGAAGUUAACCCAUCCUAAGUUAGUUCAGUUGUAUGGAGUCUGUACUCAGCAAAGACCUAUUUACAUAGUGACAGAAUUCAUGGAGCAUGGUUGCCUUCUGAAUUACCUUCGGCAAAGACGUGGGCAUUUUACUAACGACAACCUACUGACAAUGUGCCAGGAUGUAUGUGAAGGAAUGGAGUACCUAGAAAGAAACGGCUUUAUCCACAGAGAUCUAGCCGCUCGGAACUGUUUGGUGAACGAGUCAGGUGUGGUGAAAGUGUCUGACUUUGGAAUGACAAGAUAUGUACUUGAUGAUCAGUACACAAGCUCUUCAGGUGCUAAGUUUCCAGUGAAGUGGUGCCCACCAGAAGUUUUUAAUUAUAGCCGGUUCAGCAGCAAGUCAGACGUCUGGUCUUUCGGGGUUACCAUGUGGGAAGUGUUUACUGAGGGCAAAAUGCCUUUUGAGACAAACACAAACUAUGAAGUGGUGACUAUGAUUAGCCAAGGACACCGCCUGUUUCGGCCGAAGUUAGCCUCUAAGAAUGUUUAUGAUGUCAUGAUGGUGUGCUGGCAAGAGAACCCAGACAGGCGCCCUACAUUUCAAGAUCUCCUUCAAAAGAUUUAUGCCAUAUCAGAGGAUGCUUCUUGAGAAGGAAUGACAGAGGCACAGAAGGUCACAGUAGAGCUGGCCAGAGAUGCUGCUGUG